Molecule: messenger RNA, 461 nt
Organism: Dipodomys spectabilis (banner-tailed kangaroo rat)
Lineage: Eukaryota; Metazoa; Chordata; Mammalia; Rodentia; Heteromyidae
Product: V-type proton ATPase subunit S1-like
Exons: 1
Coding region: 23-412 (129 amino acids)
Cellular component (GO): proton-transporting V-type ATPase complex
Source: RefSeq, a predicted model, not a curated record
GUCUGCCCGCCGCUGGUUUGCCAUGGAGCGCCUGGAAAUCCACACCAACGACUCUGCCACCCACUUCAACGCUUCCCAGGUCACAGGGCCCAGCCUCUACUCUUUCCAUUGUGGCUAUGUCAGCAGUCUCCGGAAGUAUGGCAGCCUCCUGGUGGCGGCCAAGGAGCCCUCCCUCUGGCAGGUGACUCUGAAGGACUUCCAGAUCCAGGCUUUUAAUGUGACAGGCCAACGGUUCUCCUAUGCCAGCGACUGUGCCGGCUUCUUCUCCCCGGCGAUCUGGAUGGGGCUGCUCACCUCUCUCAUCAUGGUGCUCAUCUUUACCUACGGCCUGCACAUGAUACUCAGCCUCAAGACCAUGGAUCGCUUUGAUGACCAUAAAGGCCUGGCUAUCUCUUUGACCCAAAUUGUAUGAGCUGUGGCACUGGGGGGUUGUGGUGUCCAGACUGUCAUUGUCACACCUU